ACUGACUCCGGAGAAAACGAAGAAGCAGACAGCUGUCGAGAGAUUUCCGCAAACAACGUGUAGUGUGAUCCUGCCGAUCCUGCUGGUGAUUGUAAUUUAAGUCAUUAGUACCUGUGUUAUUUAACUGUUGCCAUGAAAUGCGUGUUUGUAACAGUCGGAACGACAAGAUUUGAUGAACUGAUCGAAACUAUGAUUUCUGAGGAUACAGUUAAGGCUUUAAUUGAUCGUGGUUACACAGAAUUAGUCCUUCAGGUUGGUUAUGGUUCGCACCUCCCUGGCCCUGAAAGCUGUUCAGGACUGAAGUUGGAUGCUUUCCGUUUUAAAGAUUCUAUAUCGGACGAUAUGAAAAGAGCUGACCUCGUCAUCAGUCACGCAGGGGCUGGAAGUUGUCUUGAAGCUCUCGGGGCACAGAAAGCACUCCUUGUCGUGAUCAACGACAAGCUGAUGGACAAUCACCAGCUCGAGCUUGCCAAGCAGUUGCAUUGCGAUUCACACCUUCUGUACUGCACCUGCAGGACUUUGACUGAAACAUUGAAGACCAUGGAUUUCUCCACACUGACACCUUUUUUACCUGGUCAGCCACAAAACUUUGCAAAAUUCCUGGACAAAGCACUUGGAUUUGCCUGAUGGAGACACAGACCUUAACCAGCAAACUGAAUAAUUUUCAAGUGAAUUCUGAAAGGAAUCAUUCAAAAGUGUUAGGAGGGAUUACUCUGCUUGGAACAGACUACUGAGGAGAAAUGUCUGGUUAAAACAGGGUGGGCAAAACAUGGAUGGAGAUAUUUGGCUAAGAAUGGCGGCAGACUAUGGCAGGUUCAGCUUGAAGGCUGUUGAAAGGUAUUUUCUGUUGAUUGUUUUUUUGGGUACUGAUGAUUCAUCUGUCUACCCACAUAAAGUACAUUUGUCAAUCCUCAGUGCUUACAAGAAAAACGUUGGUGUUUAUGUACAGACUCACAAUGGGUUUUGAAUUUCGGUACAUUUGGAUUUGGGCUACACUCAUCAAAAUAGCAGAAGCAGACAUGCAUAACUAUAGUAACGGGUAUGAUGUAAAGACUCUGUCUCUUGUACAUUUCAAAACAAACUGACGCUCAUGGGUAUGUGUUCUUACAUGUCACAGUCAGGACCAAUCGCACAGUGAGGACCAAUAGCACAAGGAACUUACGGCAGUCUGUGUAAAAACAACUUUUUUUUUUUCUUUUCUCCACUGUGACAUAUUAUUAGGAUUCAGUAUAUUAGAGGUUUUGAUACAUGUUAGAUUGGGAGAGGGAAAAUGAGAGGAUUUUAUAUAGUAACGCAUACAUCAGAUAAUUUCCAUGGGAUGCUUUUCUGUUGCCUUGCUCAUGGGUCAACCAUCCUGUCUGUCUGCUACGGUCUCCUCUGAGUGCCUCUGAAGAAAUGAGACAUCCUUAACGAUGUCUGCCUUUGGCCAACCUCCACUGAAUGAGCUGGAGGAAUGAGGCAUGAGGACCGUGAAGCCAUAAACAUACUGACCAGAAAACCCCCCCACCACAUCUUAAUAGGCUACUCAUGAUUGAGAACUGCAGGCAUACAUCAAAGACGCAUACACACACAUACCUUGACCUGUUAGACACUCUCUUAAGUCUAAAGUACAAAGGGCCAUUUAUAAUUAUGUUUUACUCUGCAUACUUUUUGGCCUGUGCACAAACUGACCACUGGGAGUCCAUGUAAAGCUUCAAGCUUUCCAUUUCCUGGGCAGCAGAUUACAUGUGUCCAUCUCAUUCCUGUACACUUAUUGAUCAUACCUGUAGGACAAAAUAUAUUUAAAAUAAUUGUGUACACACUUAGGCAUAAAAGAAGCUCAACCAAAAGUUUCAUCCUUUGUAGCAAAAACCUGUAGCAAAAACAAGAAUGUCAUACACUAAUUAAAUAAUUUAGAUCUUCCUAAAUGCUUAUUUAAAUAGCUUUUGAAACUUCUUAAGAUCAAUGGUGUAUAUGUUCACGUUUCCAAACAGACAACAACCCUUGUAAGGCAGUGACGAGAAAAUGCUUUUUCCUGUAAUUUCUUUAGUCCUCCAUUGUGUCACUUCUUGUCCUCCAGUAGUCUUACUGAAAUAAACAGACAUGCUGAAAAAAGAGAUUGUGCAGGAAUGUUUUUAACAGCAGUAUUUAAGGUAAAGCACACCUAACAGCCAUAAAUGUUCACUCGGCAUAUAGCUUGUGUAUUUGUUUGUGAACAUGUCUACGUAUUUGUUCGAUGUCAUGGAAGGUGAACUGCACAGUCAGCAAGCGUUAAGAGGAAGUUGACAAAAGUUGCGUUUAGAGGAAGUCGUCAAGAGUUUCGAGAGGUUCAGGAGACGCGUUCGUUUCACACAGUAUGGAUGGUUGUUUUAAAAAGUCUUCAAAAUGAUCCCCAGCAAAUCAUUCUUGGUUCUCUUUGGGGGCCUUAUUGUCUGUUGUGUUAUCGGAAGGUGUUUAACCUCUAUACCAAGUAAGUGCUCUAAGUUUCAUCAUAUAUGGUAGUAUAUGGUUAUAUAAUGUAGACCUUCACUUGAUGUAAUGUUAUCACAUUCUUCAAAUAAAAUAGGAAAUUACAACAGUGAAA
Alosa alosa (allis shad) is the source of this 2563-nucleotide messenger RNA. RefSeq lists its product as uncharacterized. Gene Ontology annotation, molecular function: hexosyltransferase activity. The coding region runs from base 133 to 627 and encodes 164 amino acids. Lineage: Eukaryota; Metazoa; Chordata; Actinopteri; Clupeiformes; Clupeidae. The record is from RefSeq and is a predicted model, not a curated record. Gene Ontology annotation, biological process: dolichol-linked oligosaccharide biosynthetic process. The transcript has 4 exons.